AUGAAGAAAGGAGAAGCUUUGGUGAACGAUCAAGAUGACACUGCAGAGAGCACACCGUCGCCAGGACUUGCUGGGCCCGGCAUUCCGUUCCCUCAAAUGAUACCUUCCACACCUUGCAGUACUAUACAUCCAUUCGACCUCUACUACACCAACUUUCACGUCGCCCACUCUUGGCUACCCCCAAGAAAGAAACUGGAGGAUCUCUGCAAAACGCAACCAGAAAACUUGCGUUUCCUCGUUGCCACAGUUACCUACAUUGGGUCUCUUUACUUGGACAAGGUCGACAACACACAGCUACAACAGAAUGCCUACCAGAUGUCGCAUGGCACCCUCUCCUUAACAAUCUGGUCUGUUCAGGCACUGCUGUGUCUUUCUGUCACAGCGUUCGGGAAACUGCAUUUUAAUGUUGGCCAAAGUAUGUUCAACAAAGCCUGGGCGCUGGCUUCUUGUAUGGGACUUCAGAGCAAGGAGUUCGCAGAGGGAGAAACAGAUCCAGUCCUCGCUGAAUCAUGCCGCCGGACAUAUUGGGGAUUAUAUACCCACGAAAUGCUGCUUGGUUUGCGACAGAAUCAGUAUCAUUCAACCCUCUACCCUCGUGGGCCCAGUUUGGUGGUAGGACUUCCAUGUGAGGAUUGGGACUACCAGGCCGGUAAUAUUCCAGCCCCAAUAACUCUUGAAGAGUACGAUCGCCUCGGCCUCUCUCGCGAGUACUCUUCUUGGGCCUACUUCGUUGAUCUUAUUCGCAUAUACGAUAUUCAUGUGGCCCCGUUUCUUCAUGAUUGUAGCCAGGCAGCCCCGCACAACCUCAAGUAUGCAAGUCAGCGUAUCGAUUCCUGGCGAUUUAGAAUCAACGACUGGAAGAAAUAUCACGUUGGGGAGGAUGGUAUGUUUGAUAUGAUCCUAUAUCAUGCGUUAGUUGUCUCCUUUGGACUCGAGAUCCGGAUGCAGGCCCAUCUCUACGGGUACUGGGAUGAACAUUACGCGGCUUCAUUACUUCACAGUGUUGCUACAGAACACGACGCUCAGUCGCCACUGGCUCUCCAAGCGCCGUUGCGUCUGAUGGCUCUUCUUGGCUCUCAGCUUGUACCAGAGAAGUUCUCCCCUUCAUGCCUACUUGAUUUGGAACAAGCAGUCUCGCCUUUGUGCCAUGCUGUGCUCCACAGUGCAGGGCAGCCAGAUUACAGAUCCAGAGUUUUGUAUCUGGCAGAGUUCCUGAAAAAGUCUGGGGAAUUUUGGCCCAGGUCGAAGGUGUUGUCUGACAUUUUCAUGGAGACACUGGGCAGAGGUGGUCAUGAGCAUGUGUAUAUGGAACCUUCUCAAGCUAUCUCGGCGUUUGGUGAUAGACCUACGUCUACAGCCGAAGGAGAGUCUCUCUGGCCCAGGUCGCCCACAUUAGAGCAUAUGGGUGGUUGGUCUGGGCUGCCAUCAUACUCGCUACAAUGUGAGCCAGAGACGAGAGACGUGGCUUGGGUAGGAAAUCUAACUCAAGCUCCUGGCGAAGAUAUGGCAGCCCCGGAUAUAACCGCCGAAACAGGAAGUUCAGUAACGAAUAUUUACAUGGAAGCAGGGUGUUUUGGUGACAAGCCGACGGGAGGCUUAGUUCCUGUGAAAGUAGAGAAGUGA
Molecule: messenger RNA, 1623 nt
Organism: Fusarium proliferatum ET1
Lineage: Eukaryota; Fungi; Ascomycota; Sordariomycetes; Hypocreales; Nectriaceae
Exons: 4
Coding region: 1-1623 (540 amino acids)
Biological process (GO): DNA-templated transcription
Molecular function (GO): zinc ion binding; DNA binding
Source: RefSeq, a predicted model, not a curated record